CAGAAGCGCGCCGCUCCCAGUCAUUUGUCGUAAGUGCUGACCAAAAGAGGAAAGGAAGAAACCUAAAAACAUUUUUACCAAAGGUUUGAAUUCAAGUGUUGCGCACUUCUGUCAGGGAAUUAACAGUGUCAAGGUAAAGGAAUAACAUCUUUUUCACUGGUUCCAGCCCCUGGGUUGAGAGGGAAGCAGCCAUGUCCGGCACCUACGACGACUCCAUGAUCGACGUCUCCAGCGACAGCUUCUGGGAGGUGGGAACCUACAAACGGACGGUGAAGCGUGUGGACGAUGGGAACCGGCUGUGCAACGAAAUGAUGACCUGCAUCCACGAGCGCGCGCGCAUCGAGAAGGCCUACGCCCAGCAGCUGACCGAGUGGUCCAAACGCUGGAGGCAGCUGGUGGAGAAAGGCCCUCAGUACGGGACGCUGGAGCGGGCUUGGACCGCCCUGAUGACCGAGGCGGAGAAGGUGAGCGACCUGCACAUGGAGGUCAAGUCCGCCCUGAUGGGGGAGGACUUCGAGAAGGUGAAGAACUGGCAGAAGGAGGCCUACCACAAGCAGAUGAUCGGGGGCUUCAAGGAGACCAAGGAGGCCGACGACGGCUUCCGCAAGGCGCAGAAACCCUGGGCCAAGAAACUCAAAGAGGUGGAGGCGAUGAAGAAGGCGUACCACUCCGCCUGUAAGGAGGAGAAGCUGGCCACCAGCAGAGAGAACAGCAGCAAGCUGGAGAACAACAGCAACCCAGAGGCACUGAAGAAACUGCAGGACAAAGUGGAGAAGUGCCAGCAGGAGAUGCAGAAGGCAAAGGAGCGCUAUGAGAAGUCUCUGGAGGAGCUGGAUAAGUGCACUCCUCAGUACAUGGAGAACAUGGAGCAGGUCUUUGAACAGUGGCAGCAGUUUGAAGACAAGAGGAUCUGCUUCUUCAAGGAGCUGCUGAUGGAGGUGAAGAACCACCUGGACCUGUCUUCCAACCACAAGUUCCAGACAGUUUAUCACACAUUGGAGGACACGGUGAAAGCCGUGGAUGCAGAGGAAGACCUGAAGUGGUUCCGGUCCAACCACGGUCCAGGGAUGCCCAUGAACUGGCCGCAAUUUGAGAUUCUGGACCUCUCCCGGGCUCGCUCCCAUAAGAGAAGGUCCAUCGUAGACUGGUCUGUAGAUCUGAACCGGACUCUCAGCAGGAGAGACAAGAAGAGGCCGGGAGAGGGAGUGACUUUGACUGGGAUCAGCCAGACCGGGGAGCAGGCGGCCAAGAGCAGCAGCCUCACUGUACCCAACAGCACUGAGCAGGUGGGCUUGAACCCCUUCGAGGAAGAGGACGAGGAAGAGGCGCCCGCGGGAGAGCCCGACAGCGGUCCUGUCAAUGUCGUGAAAGAGGCGGUUGAAACCAAAACCACCAGCAGCGCGGAGAAGACCCAGGAGUGGUCGGACGAGGAGACGGGGAACCCCUUUGCGACCGACACCAACGGGAACGGAAACCCGUUUGAGGAGGAGCCCUCGACGCCCGCCAUGUCGGUGCCCGUCCGCGCCCUCUACGACUACGAAGGCCAGGAGCAGGACGAGCUCAGCUUCAAAGCAGGCGACGAGUUCACGAAGAUCGCGGACGAGGACGAUCAGGGGUGGUGCACCGGCCGGCUGAAGGAAGGGAAAGUGGGCCUAUACCCGGCCAACUACGUGGAGGACAUCCAGUAAGAGGAGGAGGAGGAGGAGGAGGAGGAGGACGGAGGAGGCGUAACGUUGCCGGCGGGGGCCCGGCGUUGAAGUGCGUCGUGUACAGAGGACGGCACGAAACCGAGUCAGGAACCGCCACAGCGAUUACCCACCUCCGAAACUUUAGUGAGGUCGCAGCCGAACGCUUGAGACCAGGUACCAGACCAGGGCCGUAUGCAGCAAUGAGGAUUCAACUGAUCGCCCGACUCAUACCAGUCAAUACCAUCUGUGGCAGAGAAGACUGAACUUAUGGCCCCUCCACGUCAUACACCAUGGAGAAAAUUCAGCUCAUCGCAGCACAUUCCUAUUAAUGACAGAUUCGGCAGAGAAAGCUGUUAUCUCCAAAACUCAAACCAAUUAAUGGCAAUUCGACAGAAAUAAAAUUUGACUGAUCUCCACAAUGGUCUCCAUUUAUGCCUAGCUGGUCAUUUGCACCAAAAUACUGGUAAAAACACUGAGCCAGCAUGAUGUGGACACCUGCAGAAUGUUGUGCGUUCUUGUUUAUUUGGUCGUUCCUUGUACAUAUGAUUUUAUGCCUAUGCUUUUUAAAUGCCUUGAUCUUUUAAGCGUCCAUUUAUUUUUAUUUCUGGGUUACGGUAUGCCGGAUUGCCAAAAUCCAUUGUUCUUCAGCCCGACAAACCGCCAGGCUAUAGUUACGGGUUCUUUUCUUUGUUCUGCCUACGGGCAGAUAAGUACAUGAAGCACAUUGGCUCUGCAGCCAUGACAUGUCACAGAAACAGUAGCAAAUCAGAAUAUGGGUUGUUGGUUUAGGGUCUGGAGUUUUUUUGUCCAUCUGUUGCACCGCGUAUUGCAAUUUUUCUUUGUGUUCAGCAUUCAAGCGCACCUGGAAUAGUUAUUUGUAGAAGUUUUCUUUUUGAGUUACAUUUGCUGGAAAGUUUUUUUGUUUAUCAUUUAGCAUGUAUGCACACGCCAAAUGGAGGAUCUUUAGAAAUCUGACUGACAAAGGAUCAAUAUUCCACAGUGUUUUAAGUUUUUCACAGAACAGCACAGGGUGCCCUUUGAGAAACAUGCCGCUCACUGCACAUGGAUUUCAGCUACAGUGGCUUGUUCACAUUAUAACUUCCCUGAUUGAUUGUACAUUUUCCACUCUUUACACUUAUCAUGAGACUUGUGAACUUUCACACAACCAUCAGAAUAUUGCCAGUUUUUUGUUCUUAUGUACUACAUUUAAAGAAGAAUAAUAAUUUGUGGUCUCAGAAUGUUUGGGGAAAAAGGUAUCUCUCACUUGAAGUUACAAUAUUUAUUCAAGCUAGCACUGGAAGCUGAAUGCCUUGCUGUUCAAGGAGAUCGUUGAACCGCUGAAAUUUGAUGUUCUCUGUAAUAUCAGACCCUGAUUGAAUGUUUUAACACAAUACAAAUAUAUAUUUGCAUGUAAAUAAAGAUGAAGCUAUGAACAAGUAGCACAGAAAAAUUGGUAGUUAAUUGAAUUUUUACUAAUAAUUUGAGGACUGUUAAUUUAUAUUGCCCUAUGCGAUGUUUUCUGUUGGGCUAAUGCUGUGAUUUCAAUCAGUUUGUACAAUAAUUUUAUUUUUUUGGCUCAUCAGGUAUGAUUUUGUUUUGUUUUUUGUUCAUUGUAAAUAAAUGUUUUCCCCCCAUGAGUCAUAUUGAAUUAUGAACAGACACUCACAGUAAUGGUCUGUAUAGUUUGCCUUCAUGCUGAGUUCAAUAAUGCUAUUGUGAAAUGUCCUGUAGGACUACUUAAACAGUGGCAGCCUGUUGAAUACAUCUGUUGCCUUGGGGUACUUUCUUUAAUGUAUGGUGAGACAUAUAUAUGUUUGUGCAUACACACACAGUUUUUAAUGUUCCUGAUGAAGAUGACCUCAAAAUGACUGCUCUGUAGAGGGGUAGUUCAAAUCUAAAACACCGGAUCACUGUGCAUACAUGUGAGGAUAGGUAAAAUUGCAAACUUGUUAUUUUGGGGGAACACAGGAGCUAUUUUUGCACAAUUUCAUUGUAAAUGUCCCACAGCAAAAUAAUAAAAGCACUAAAAUAUGGA
Molecule: messenger RNA, 3723 nt
Organism: Anguilla rostrata (American eel)
Lineage: Eukaryota; Metazoa; Chordata; Actinopteri; Anguilliformes; Anguillidae
Gene: pacsin2
Product: protein kinase C and casein kinase substrate in neurons 2
Exons: 12
Coding region: 192-1688 (498 amino acids)
Biological process (GO): cytoskeleton organization; plasma membrane tubulation; regulation of endocytosis
Cellular component (GO): plasma membrane; endosome; cytoplasm
Molecular function (GO): protein binding; phospholipid binding
Source: RefSeq, a predicted model, not a curated record